AUAAUGUUUCGAGCACUGCUAUAUGACGAAUGUCGCAGCCGCACUGGUAAACCACCUGAGAAAAACCACCGAUGCGAAGACUUUCCCGGAAACCCUUUUCCGUUACUCCUCUGAAUCGUCCGCGUAGCUCUUCAAAAUGCUUCUAUCUGCACAAAGGCGGAGACUUUUUGUCGGAAGGUUCAAAAAGUGUCAGGUGGCUGUUCAGUGGCGGCAGCUCACUUCCUCCUCCGGAAUGGAUUGAACCCUUCAACGACGUCUCCGAUCUAGUGAAAACCUCUCGUAGCCUCAACCCUUCUCCAUGGGUGAGCCAAAUUCUCAACCUUUUAGAUGGUUCGGAGUCAAUGGAAGCGAAUCUCGACGCCUUCUGCCGUAAGUUCCUCAUCAAACUCUCCCCAAAUUUCGUUACUUUCGUGUUGAAAUCCGACGAGGUUCGCGAAGGACAGCAGGGAAUCUCUUGGCGGUUCUUUAAUUGGGCUGGUAAGCAGAAGAAGUACACUCAUAACCUCGAGUGUUACGUCUCAUUAGUUGAUGUUUUGGCUAUUGCAAAAGAUGUGGAUAGGAUUAGGAUUCUCUGUGGUGAGUUGAGACGAAAAGAGUUUGCUUUGAGUGUUUUUGCUUCGAAUGAGCUGAUUAAGAGCUUUGGGAAGCUUGGAAUGGUGGAGGAGUUGUUGUGGGUGUGGCGUCAAAUGAAGGAGAAUAACAUUGAGCCUACUUUGUACACUUACAACUUCUUAAUGAACGGUUUAGUCAGCUCUACGUUCAUUGACUCCGCGGAGCGUGUUUUCGAGGCUAUGGAGAGCGGGAGGAUCAAGCCUGACGUAGUGACGUACAACACGAUGAUUAAAGGCUAUUGCAAAGCGGGACAGACGCAGAAAGCUUUGGAGAAGGUUAGAGAUAUGGAGACGAGAGGCCUCGAGGGUGAUAAGAUUACUUACAUGACUGUGAUCCAAGCGUGUUACGCUGACAGUGACUUCACCUCUUGUGUGGCUUUGUAUCAGGAGAUGGACGAGAAGGGGAUCCAAGUCCCGCCUCACGCGUAUAGUUUAGUGAUCGGUGGGCUUUGUAAAGAAGGGAAGUUGAACGAAGGGUGUGCUGUGUUCGAGAAUAUGAUCAGGAAAGGAACUAAACCGAAUGUUGCUGUGUACACUGUUUUGAUAGACGGUUAUGUGAAGUUCGGAAGCGUUGAAGACGGGCUAAGGCUUUUGGGGAGGAUGAUUAGCGAAGGGUUUGAGCCUGACGUGGUGACUUAUUCGGUUGUUGUGAAUGGUUUGUGUAAAAGCGGGAGAGUGGAAGAGGCGUUGGAGUAUUACAAGACGUGUCGGUUUAAAGGUUUGGCUGUUAACUCGAUGUUUUACUCUAGUCUUAUAGACGGUUUAGGGAAAGCUGGGAGAGUAGAUGAAGCUGAGAGGCUUUUCGAAGAGAUGGGAUGCAGUAGAGACUCGUACUGUUACAAUGCGCUCAUCGACGCGUUCACUAAGUCAGGGAAGGUUGAGGAAGCAUUGGCGUUGUUCAAGAGGAUGGAGGAGGAAGAAGGCUGUGACCAAACGGUUUAUACGUAUACAAUACUCAUCUCGGGGAUGUUUAAAGAGCGUAGGAACGAAGAGGCGUUGAAGCUUUGGGAGAUGAUGAUAGACAAGGGGAUUACGCCGACCGCAGCUUGCUUUAGAGCUUUGUCGACAGGACUUUGCUUGUCGGGGAAAGUGGGGAGAGCUUGUAAGAUUUUGGAUGAGUUAGCUCCGAUGGGUGUGAUUCUUGACGCGGCGUGUGAGGACAUGAUUAACACGCUGUGUAAAGCUGGGAGGAUUAAGGAGGCUUGUAGGUUGGCUGAUGGGAUUACUGAGAGAGGGAGGGAAGUGCCUGGGAGGAUAAGGACUGUUAUGAUAAAUGCUUUGAGGAAAGUUGGGAAGUCGGAUUUGGCUAUGAAGCUGAUGCAUAGCAAGAUUGGGAUUGGGUAUGAGAGGAUGGGGAGUGUUAAGAGGCGUGUCAAGUUUAGAACUUUGCUUGAAAGCUUUGAUCAUGACUUUUAAAGAUUUUGGUGUGUGCUUGCUUUGGUUGUAACAUGUUAACAUGUUUAACCAGAAAAAUUAUAAUAUUGAUUUAAACAAGUAGUUUUUUUCUGUAUAGUAUAAGCUUCAUUGUA
Brassica napus (rape) is the source of this 2140-nucleotide messenger RNA. RefSeq names its product pentatricopeptide repeat-containing protein At1g03560, mitochondrial. The coding region runs from base 72 to 2027 and encodes 651 amino acids. NCBI's taxonomy places the organism in Eukaryota, Viridiplantae, Streptophyta, Magnoliopsida, Brassicales, Brassicaceae. Gene Ontology annotation, molecular function: protein binding. The record is from RefSeq and is a predicted model, not a curated record. The transcript has a single exon.